Molecule: messenger RNA, 2029 nt
Organism: Drosophila willistoni
Lineage: Eukaryota; Metazoa; Arthropoda; Insecta; Diptera; Drosophilidae
Gene: exd
Product: homeobox protein extradenticle
Exons: 6
Coding region: 322-1452 (376 amino acids)
Biological process (GO): animal organ morphogenesis; embryonic organ development; neuron development
Cellular component (GO): nucleus
Molecular function (GO): RNA polymerase II cis-regulatory region sequence-specific DNA binding; DNA-binding transcription factor activity, RNA polymerase II-specific
Source: RefSeq, a predicted model, not a curated record
CCAGACUUGGAGCGGAAAAAACGCGAAUUUUUUAUAAAGAAAAAAUAUUCCGUAGCGUAGAAAAAAUAACUCGUUGCACAAUUUAGGAAAUAUAAAUAUUGCAAACAGAUAAUAAGAAACCCAGCAUCAUAAUAGAAAAGUUGAGAGGCCUUAAAUCAAUUAACCAGACUCACAGUUAAAGUUAAACGUGCGGCAUAUUGAAAAUUGUGAGCUGCUGUUGCGUUGUUGUUGUUGUUGUUGUUGAGGCAGUUGCUCCUUAACAACGUUCACAACGAUUGAGACGACGCCGACGACGAAGGUGAUCCAUUAAGAAUAACAAUCAUGGAGGAUCCCAAUCGCAUGAUGGCCCACACUGGCGGCAUGAUGGCACCGCAGGGUUACGGUCUGCCCGGCCAAGAUGAUGGCCAAAAUGCUGGCAAUGAGAACGAGGUGCGCAAGCAAAAGGAUAUUGGCGAGAUAUUGCAACAGAUCAUGAGCAUAUCGGAGCAGUCGCUGGACGAGGCGCAGGCCAGAAAGCACACUCUAAACUGUCAUCGGAUGAAGCCAGCCCUGUUCUCGGUGCUGUGCGAGAUUAAGGAGAAGACCGUACUCUCAAUUCGCAACACGCAGGAGGAGGAGCCACCAGAUCCACAAUUGAUGCGUUUGGACAAUAUGCUAAUCGCUGAGGGUGUGGCCGGACCCGAAAAGGGAGGCGGUGGUGCAGCUGCUGCAUCGGCAGCGGCAGCCAGCCAAGGCGGUUCCCUGUCCAUCGAUGGGGCCGACAAUGCCAUCGAGCAUUCGGAUUACCGUGCCAAAUUGGCUCAGAUCCGUCAAAUCUAUCACCAGGAGUUGGAGAAAUACGAGCAGGCAUGCAAUGAGUUCACAACGCACGUUAUGAAUCUGCUCCGGGAGCAAAGCCGUACCAGACCCAUCACACCCAAAGAGAUCGAACGCAUGGUGCAGAUCAUACACAAGAAAUUCAGCUCCAUACAGAUGCAAUUGAAGCAGUCCACCUGUGAGGCGGUCAUGAUCCUACGCUCACGCUUCCUAGACGCACGUCGCAAGCGUCGCAACUUCAGCAAACAGGCAUCGGAAAUUCUGAACGAGUAUUUUUAUAGUCAUCUGAGUAAUCCGUAUCCAUCCGAGGAGGCCAAGGAGGAGCUGGCGCGUAAAUGCGGCAUAACGGUCUCGCAAGUGUCCAAUUGGUUUGGCAAUAAGCGCAUUCGCUACAAGAAGAACAUUGGCAAGGCACAGGAGGAGGCCAAUUUGUAUGCAGCCAAGAAGGCAGCUGGCGCAUCACCGUACUCGAUGGCCGGACCGCCCAGUGGCACAACCACGCCCAUGAUGUCACCCGCACCGCCACAGGAUUCAAUGGGUUAUCCCAUGGGCUCUGGUGGCUAUGAUCAGCAGCAGCCAUAUGAUAAUAGCAUGGGCGGCUACGAUCCUAAUCUGCAUCAGGAUCUUAGCCCUUGAGGAUAGGCUUGCCAAAACUAAAUACAACAACAAUAACAUACAACAACAAUACAAAAAAAAAAACAAAAAACUCCACCCAACUUACUCUCUCUGUCCCGUCUCUGUCUCCACCUUUCCACACUUUCUCUAACGAUCUCUUCCUUUUAUCCAUUUGAUUAUUUAGCACAUUUUGGUUGUUCUUCUCUUUUCUUUCUAAGCUCAUAUGAAGAUCUGCCAAUUUGGCAAUUUGAAACAAAAUCUUUAAAAUGUCCUUUAAAGGAAUGUAAAUUUAAUUUGAAAUACUUUACAUGUGCCGUGUCCUGUUUUAGUUUCUUCCUUUCAUUCACUCUCUCUCUCUCUCUCUUACUCUCUCUAUCUCUGUUUUUGGGGCAUGUGAAGAGAUUUACUUGUUUUUUUUUCUUCUUGCGGAGCAAGGGAGAGAGUAAGAGCGAGUGAGAGUCAGAAGUUAUUAACAAUUGAAAAGCAACUGCAAUUGCCUCCAAGUCCUGUGCGUGUGUGAGUCAACAAUCAACAAAGUAUACGAUUAAUUCAUAAUAUUAUUAACAAAAAACAAACAAAAGCGAAUCAUAUGGAAACA